Messenger RNA from Lizanozyma spartinae, 2163 nucleotides. RefSeq names its product Prp39p (gene PRP39). Gene Ontology annotation, molecular function: protein binding. Gene Ontology annotation, biological process: mRNA 5'-splice site recognition; RNA processing. The transcript has a single exon. NCBI's taxonomy places the organism in Eukaryota, Fungi, Ascomycota, Pichiomycetes, Serinales, Debaryomycetaceae. Bases 1 to 2163 code for a protein of 720 amino acids. Gene Ontology annotation, cellular component: U2-type prespliceosome; U1 snRNP; commitment complex. The record is from RefSeq and is a predicted model, not a curated record.
AUGAACUCGUUCAGACCUAUAGAUCUUGUAAGGUUAUCCAAUAAGAACGAGCUCAAUGCUAAUAUACCGCAUGAGCGUUUAAAGCUUCAAAUUAAUGAGAAUCCAAUGGCCAUCAGUGGAUGGGACCAGCUUUUCCGUCUAAUCGAUGAUACAGUUGCCCAAUUGUACGACAAAAGUAACACUGAUGCAAUUAAUAGCCAGUUCAAACAGUUUAUCCACAAUACAUAUAGCGAGUUCCUUGCCCGAUUUCCAUGUGCUGAAUCAUAUUGGCAGAAAUGGCUGGUUAUCGAAUACAAACUACAUAACGACAAAUCCAAAUCGAUCGCGGUACUUAAGAACGCUGUGGACCUGGUUCCUGGGUCGCUAGCUCUUUGGAACGACUACCUCGAUAUUUUAAUUGAUGACUACGAAAAUUGUGCGACACCAACGAUAGUCGACCAAAAAUUAGAACUACUUCGGUCGGAAUUCCCACGAGCAGUUUCCGCAGUUGGAUGGCAUUUCAACGCCGACACUUUAUGGGAUAAGAUCAUUCAGUUUGAACUUAAACUUCAACUUCAAUCUCAAGAAGCUUUAGCAUACUACAAACAAGUGGUUCGUAUACCGUUAUAUGAAUAUUCACGGUAUUACAUGCAUUUUACAGAGUUUAUCAAACAGUUCGAUUUAGAGAAAUCCUUCGACCUGAAUAUUUUCGCACCUCAUUUUUCGACCUACGGCGUAACCAGUGUGGAACAAUUAACUAAUGAAGAGAAAAAAACUAUAGUUGACUCCCAUUAUGAAUCUUUAUUUCAAGAAACUCAGAAAUGGGUUACUGCAGUGUGGCCAUUUGAAUCUCAAAUCACUCGUCAAUUCUUCAUACCUACUGAAAUAGAAGUAAUUGCACAGGAAACUUCAAAAUGGAUAGAAUACCUCGAUGCAAUCAUACUUCUUCACAAAGAGUCCCCCACACCUGUGUCAUUUGACUUUGUAAGUAGUAUUUUUGAACGAAGUCUUAUUCCCAAUUGCUACAACGAAAACUUGUGGCUCAAGUACAUUGCAUUUAUUAAUAAGUAUGAAGUCGAUGAAAAAGCAAAAGAUAUCAAAUUGACAUCCAUCUUCAACAGGGCAAGCACUCUGUUCAUACCUUUAGAAGAAACAGAGUUGAGGAGUCUCUAUAUCAAGUAUCUUUCUAGUACGGGGGGCUUUUCUUUGGCGAAUGAAUAUUGCUUCGAAUGGAUAAAGAAUCUUGAUGGUUCAACCUUUUCACGCUACUUGAAGAAGCCGUAUUUGGCAUUUGUUGGGUACUUGAUAGAUUUAUGGGAAAACCAUAUGUCUUCAGUUGAUCUCUGCCUGAUAACCCUGAUCAUAAUUAUUGACUUCUUCGACAAGGUGGACUCGUACAACAAGAAACAAGAGAUCAAACUAGUCGAUUCAAGUUUAAAAAAGAAUUCAAAAUUUGAUUAUGGAUAUGUGAAUACGCUUUCCAAGGUACUCAAUGCUAGCUCCAUUUGCAUUAUAGUUUCUAAGCAUUUGCACCUACUACUCAAAUCUCAGGGCCCUGAAAGCUAUAAAGCAAUUAGGAGCUUCUACAACAAAUAUCACGAAGAAGAUGCACUCAAAGGUUCGACCAAAUUCUGGAAGUUCAUGGUCGAACACGAGGGAAUCAUCAAGUUCAACAUUAACAACUUGAGAAGCAUAAUAAAGUUUAUAAAGACUAAAACAAACCUUCCCAAAUCUUCAGUCGACGCAUUGACCGAUUUGGUUUAUGAUAUCUACACUUCAAAUUACGACGCCGUGUUGGCAGUAGGUCAAAUCGACGACACUGUUGUGCGACAUUGGAACGACGUUGAUAAUUCGUUGUCUAUUAACACGGACGCAUUCUUGAGAUUUAGCGAGAACAAUUAUUUGGUCGAUGAUAUUGUUUCGAGUAAAAGACCGCCAGUGAGACUCAGUAAAGAGGAGGAAUUGAAGAGGUUGUAUAAGCUGAAUAUUGGUAACCCAGGAAUCAUGGUAGAUAAGAGUCCUAACGUUGUUAAUUCCUUAAUUUUCGACGGAAAACACAUUUCAUUGGUCGACAUUGGUGAUGGUAAUAAUACAGAAAAAUUGGUACCACCAGAAACACCAAUGUUCCGGAACGUUGAAAAGGCCAACCAAGCAAUAGAAUACCCCAAAUAUUUAAAUAUAUAA